Anarrhichthys ocellatus (wolf-eel) is the source of this 2896-nucleotide messenger RNA. RefSeq names its product NIPA like domain containing 3 (gene nipal3). Gene Ontology annotation, molecular function: magnesium ion transmembrane transporter activity. Gene Ontology annotation, cellular component: membrane. Lineage: Eukaryota; Metazoa; Chordata; Actinopteri; Perciformes; Anarhichadidae. Gene Ontology annotation, biological process: magnesium ion transport. Bases 175 to 1293 code for a protein of 372 amino acids. The record is from RefSeq and is a predicted model, not a curated record. The transcript is spliced from 11 exons.
CCGGAAGUGAGAUGCUCCUCGUCCUCAAAGAUGGUGUCUUCCUCAUCGUAACGCCAGAUAAACAGAAAAAUAUGAGUGUUAAAUACAUACCGUCCCAGCGACCGGAUGACAUGUCUGGUAAUUGAAUUGGUGGCUGCUGCUGAUGAUUAAUGAGUCGCCUCUGAAGGAAAGAGGAUGCAUAUCAGCAGAGCCGACGGAGGCUCCUACACGGAUAAUCUCAUUGGGACGUUGCUUGCAAUUUUUGGAAAUGUGCUUGUCAGCAUCUCCUUAUGUAUUCAGAAAUACAGCCAUGUGACGUUAGCGGGAACCAAGGACCUGCGUGCCUUCUACCACACCAAAACCUGGUGGAGUGGUUUUGUACUGAUAUGUCUUGGGGAGGGAGCCAACUUUGUUUCCUAUGCCUUCGCCCCCCUCGCUCUCAUCUCGACUCUAAACGCCGUGUCUGUCCUGACAAGCUCAAUUUUGGGUUUUAUUUUUCUGCGCGACAAAUUGAAGCCAAAGGACUUUGCAAAGCGCUAUGGGCUGUCCUUCCUGGGCUCUAUUCUAACCAUAGGUGGAACAUUCCUCUUUGUCGUAUUUGGACCAAACUCUCAUGAAAAACUCCAAGCAGAGAACAUUGUGACUCACCUGGUAGGAUGGCCUGUUCUCUUGUAUCUGCUCCUGGAGAUCAUCACGUUCUGCCUGCUUUUAUACUUCUACAAACGGCGCAAUGCUAACUACCUCGUUAUUAUUCUGUUGCUGGCCGCGCUACUGGGCUCGGUCACAGUCAUCACAGUGAAGGCGGUGUCGGGCAUGUUGGUUCUCACCAUCGAGGGCACCAUGCAGCUGGACUACCCGAUCUUCAGUGUCAUGUUUGUGUGCAUGGUGGCUUCAGUGGUCUUCCAGGCUGGAUUUCUCUCCCAAGCUUGUAAGCUGUAUGACUCCGCUAUGAUUGCCGGUGUCAACUACAUCCUCUCCACCGUCUUUGCCGUGAUUGCUGGCGCUGUGUUUUACGUAGAGUUUAAGAACGAAGGCGUUCUUCACAUCUGCAUGUUUUUGUUGGGAUCUGCAUUCUGUUUCCUUGGGGUCUUUCUCAUCACCAAAAACAGGAAAAGGACCAAGACCUUUGAGCCCUAUGUCACUAUGGAUAUGGUUAAUGGUGUCCCGACUAUUCAUGACAAGGGCUUCUUUGUCCAGCCAGACACCAACGGGGCUUUCUCCUAUGGGGCUCUGGUCAACAACGAUGGAGCGGCUCCUGCGACUCUACCAGUCAAGCUGGAACAACCACGAGUCUCCGACCUAAAAGAAGAUUAAAGUAUUUUGUAUUGGGGUUUUUUUCCCCCCUCUUUUUAACUAUCAACAAUAUUCAAGGUCCUUGAAAGACCAAGAUGGGUUCUGUACUUUUCACAAUUACACAACCUCCGGCUCAAAAGGGGUCCACUGGGUGUUUUACUUUCCGUACACUCCUCUCCACCUGCUUUCGUUUCUGAAAUCUUUAAACCAAAGCGUGACCUUGAGAAGCGUUUUUGUUAUUUGAGAAGCUGUAUUCAUUCCAAAAAUGAACGGAAGAAACGUGAAGCUGCUGGAUGUUGUAGUGGAUUCACAAUGAUAGGACAGCAGAGAUGGUGUUGUGCCUUGGAGGGCUUCCAUGACUGUUAAGCAAUUGAAUGCUCAUUAAUAUUUGCAUUAAGGAAUCUGUUCUUCCAUUGAGCAUUGUGAAGAUACUCCUCAAAGAUCUAUAAUGUCGCUCCAGACUUGCCAAUGAACAUUGUGACUUCAAAUAUCUGCCUCCAACUCUCUUAUAUGAGCGGUUUUCACUCCACAAUGUUGCCUCUUGUUCUUGGAAUUGCUUUGUCUUACUACUUUUCCUGAUGUGACCAAAAGUGGAUGCAAAUCAUCUAAUUUAUUGUGAUGUAUUUAUUAAUUUUCAAGUUAGCUUUUAGUGUGCCUUUUAAAAAGUAGCUUUACACUGGAUGAAUAACUGUACGGUUGUACAUAACCCAGGUAGGUGAGUGAAGCAUCACUGUAGCAGUUAUAAAAACUGUAAUAUGUCAGCACCUAUUGGAAUACAAACCUUUGAAAGGAAAGGUGUUAAUAACACUUUGACUCAAAUAGAGGGAAGUGAAUCACGCAUACAUCUUGAAAUAACUGAUAAACUUGAAAUGUGCACUAUGGAGUAUAAAAUGUUGAAUCUACUGCAAAAAAAACAUUACUAAAUUAAUUUUUUGGCCAAAAUAGUUAAUUUGUCCCUUUUUAACCUGAUGCCUUGGAAGUUUCUGAUGAAAUGCAUCCAUGGUACAAUGUUUUAGGUAUGCGUUUUAUGAUACAAUUUGAUAAAAUACUCCAUAAUGAAUGAAUGGGAGGAUGCAUACAUUGGAUUCACUUCACAGCUAUGUGGUAGUUCAUUUCUACAGUGUUAAUAAAGCAGAGAGCCUUUCCUCAGUAUUCAGUACAGUUAUGUUGUAUCACCUGCGGUUUGUUGUGUGUGUGUGUGUGUGUGUAUAUGCUCAUUACGUCACUGUAUAAACCAACUGAAGCCUAUCUUGUUAUUAAAACUGCCAACUCAUGAAAUCUGAACUGAUGCUGUAAGAGUCAAACUUCUUCCAUUGUAAAUGCCAUGCAAUCCUGUGUCAUAUACACUUAAUGUCACCUAUUUCUGGUGUAUUUGUUUGGUCACAAUUUGCAGAAAGGUGCACAGGGUUCGCAACACGUACGUUUGGCGUUGCGAUUUGGUGGUCAAACUUAAAUUAAACUGAUGUCACUCGCCAGAGUAAGGGCCUGGCUGUUCUGUCCUAACUGCUUUGGUUGAAAAGAGCAAACGAUAAAUGACCUUGCAAAGUGCUCUGAGGCCUAAUCCCAAUGUCCCCCUUAAGGCCUUAAGGCCUUAAACCCUGAACCCUCAAGGAUUUACUGACCU